Molecule: messenger RNA, 1509 nt
Organism: Knipowitschia caucasica
Lineage: Eukaryota; Metazoa; Chordata; Actinopteri; Gobiiformes; Gobiidae
Source: the annotation of a GenBank genome assembly
AUGGCUGCGGCCGCGCUUCAGCCUCCUCCGCCGGCCUCUGUCAGCGGGAAGAAGGCGCUCUGUCCCCGGGAGCAGAGUCGCAAAAGUCGGGAGAGCUCCAGACGUAGACAGGCGGCUCUCCUCUUCCUCACCAACAUCUCUCUGGACGGACAACCCGUGCAGGCCGACCCGAGACACAGCGACCCUGUCCCCGCGGGAAGCCACCCCAGCUCCGGGGCUGGCUACGGGACGUUCACACACGCAGAGGUCUCAGAGGUGCCUCGAGUCCUGAACGUGCCUCCCAUCCUCGUUCUCCCGUCUGACUCUGGUCUCUCGGACGGGAGGCUUCUGCUGGGACGGAGACGAGGCUCGUUCCCGUCUCCAGAGGACACCAACCUUCUGUCCCCGUCCCUGUCCAACAACAGCCUGCUGCCCUCGCCGCUCGGGCCUCGCAAGUCCUCCACGCUGCUGUCCGUCCAGAGCUGCAACUCGGUGUCCUCAGAGCCGCGGCAAAGGAUGAGGAACCUGUCCGGAGGCUCUCCCAGACCACGUCACACCAAGAAGACUCACUUCAUCAAAAACAUGAGGCAGUACGACACCAGGGGCAGCAGGAUUGUCCUGAUUUGUGCCAAGAGGUCUCUGUGUGCCGCCUUCUCCAUCAUGCCGUACGGAGAGAGCUUCUACCUCAGUGACCCCACACUGAACCACCCCCGCAGGAGGCAUUCUUCUGGGAACAUCUCAACCCUGGAGAUGCUGCCCGGUCUGGAGGGCUUCCACCUGGACACGUACGGCAGGUCCGUAUCGUACGCCCAGUUCCUGUACCCCACCAACGCCCUGGUGCGACAGAAGCCCUCGUCGUCGCUGGAGCUGAGCCAGACUCUGCAGCUGCCUUUAUCCAGGAGCUCACACAGCAUGGCAGGCCCCCGCAGCCGCCCGCCCAGCCGUAUCAACAGCACCGUGGGCCUGGACCUGGGUGUGGACGACUUCUCCGACUACGACCCAAACUUCCUCAGCGACCCCCAGUGGCCUUGUGGGAAACAUAAACGAGUGCUCAUCUUUGCCUCCUACAUGACGACAGUGAUCGACUACGUGAAGCCGUCCGAUCUGAAGAAAGACAUGAAUGAGACGUUUAAGGAGAAAUUCCCACACAUCAAACUCACACUCAGCAAAAUACGCAGUCUAAAGAGAGAGAUGCGAGCGUUCGGAGAAGACUGUGGUCUCCAGCCCGUCACCAUUGCCAUGGCCUUCGUUUACUUCGAGAAACUGGUUCUUCAGGGUCGGCUUAACAAGCAAAAUAGGAAGUUGGUGUCAGCAGCCUGCCUCCUAUUGGCCGCCAAAAUCAGCAGCGAUCUCAAGAAGCAGGAAGUCAAGCACCUCAUAGACAAGCUGGAGGAGCGGUUCCGGAUCGGUCGGCGGGAGCUGAUCUCGUUCGAGUUCACAAUCCUGGUGGCCCUGGAGAUGGCGCUGUACCUCCCCGAGAGCAAAGUCCUGCCCCACUACAGACGCCUGGUCCAGCAGCAGCCCCUAUAG